CAACGACGGAAGCUGCCUGAUCGCUUGGUGGGGGAAAUCAACAUUUGCCAACCCAUCUUCAACGGCCGUUAAGGCGAGAAAUAUUUCUGACCAAAUAACUGCCGGGAACCUUCACAAAGGUCCGCUCCUCUACCCCCGAACCUUCUAAGCCUUUUCUAAAUCCCCAACUUUGAGACUCGACAGCUUGGCAUCGCGGUGUUCCCCGUUGGUUCACGGAAUAUCCAUCGUGGUGAGACUGCGUCUCUAGACACUAGACUGUCGCCCAGCUGAGAGAUCCUCGCCGACACCCCGCAUCGGUCACGAUGGCGUCCACCAUCCCGUCGAACCCGACCCCGCAAACGGUCAGCCAGCUGCUCUCCAAGAUCACUGAUGCCGACCCCGACUUCCGGUUUAUGGCCCUCAACGACCUGCUCACGGUAUUCAAUAUUGCGAAACAAGACUUUUUGAACCAUGACUACAACACAGCAGCGAGGACGGUCGACCAUGUUGUCCGCGCCUUGGACGACCAGAAUGGCGAGGUUCAGAAUCAGGCGAUAAAAUGCUUAGGCCCGUUGGUUAAGAAGGUCACUCCGCAACUGGUCGCGCCAAUGAUGGAGAAGCUCUGCAGUUUGAAGCUGAAGAACUCCGUCGACAACUCGAUCCCAUCCAUGGCGAUUCGAGCCGUCGUGGAAGCCCUCCCUCGCCCGGUAUCCGGCGUAGCCCCAUCAAAAGAGGUCAAUGAGGCAUAUACCAGCCUUAGCAGGGUGCUUAUACCGCGUUUUCUCGGCCGCGCGAGCUCUACUGGCAAGGCCGCCCCCGGCUUGCUCGAUCCCGAGGAUCCGAAUUCCGAUUCCGUCGAUGUUCUUAUUGAGAUGGUCCGGUGCUUCGGUCCCAUGCUUCAGUCAUUCGAGAUUGAAGCUCUCCACAAUGCCGUUGUCACAAUCCUAGAGAAAGAUAAGGGUACCUCGGUUGUCAAGAAGAGGGCAGUUGUUGCCAUCUCGAUGCUCGCCCACUAUCUUCCCGACGACCUCUUGGCUACCUUCAUCCAACGUAUCACCGGGGUCCUGGGCCAGCCCCAACUGAGCGAUUCUACCCGCCGGCUUUACAUCACUGUCACCGGCUCCAUGGCUCGGUCCAUUCCUUACCGAUUUGGUCUCCAUCUUUCCGAUUUGGUACCUCCCGUUCUUCGCGUGCUAAGCGAGGAGGAACUUCAGGCACAGCUCGACGAGAUUAGUGAGGGCGAGGAGGCGACCCUCGAGUUCAACGAGGUGCGAGAGGCCGCCCUCGUCGCCUUGGAGGCUUUCUUAUCCUCGUGCCCGACUCAAAUGCGUAUGUUUACGAACGAAGCUAUCGACGCCUGUCUCCGAUAUCUGAAAUUUGACCCCAACUAUGCGGUUGACGAGGACGAAGAAAUGGAAGACGACGAGGAGGAGGAAGAAGACGAGUUCGAGGAGGAUGAUGAGUUCGAGGCCGCAGGAGGCUUCGAUGACGACGACGACUCCAGCUGGAAGGUCCGGCGAUGCGCAGCAAAGGGAUUACACACAAUCAUUUCUACCAGGAGCAGCGGAGACCUUCUUGAUAGUGGCGUGCUCUACGGCACAGUUGCCCCAGCCCUCGUCAGGAGGUUCGGCGAGCGCGAGGAGAACGUGCGCCUCGAAGUUUUGUCGGGUAUGUCGCUGCUUGUCCGAAAGACGGGAGAGGGCGUGCUCCCUUCAUUUUCCGUCGACGGUGCUCAGAGCGAAUACUUAAACCAGCCACCCGCCAGCCGAAAGCGGAGGCGCCAGAGCAGUGCGGGCGGUCCCUCCUCGUUUGCUCUCUCUCUGGCUCCAGCAGACCUCUCGGGUACUGGCCUUACUUCUCCUACCAUGGAAAAUGUCCCGGCAACAGGCCCGCGUGCCGACUUGGCCAGCCUCACACCAUCCAUUGUUAAAUCGUUGACGAAGCUGCUUAAGGGGAAGCUUAUCCCGACAAAGCAAGCCUGCAUCAAGCUACUCGACGACAUGGUAUGCGUGCAAAAGGGUGGCCUUGAAUCAUACUUCGGCGAGGUCAUCGGCCCUGUCAUUGAAGCGAUCAAACCGUCGAGCGCUGCGUCAACGACUGCGUCUAUGUCGUCCGCUGGUGGCGGCGCAUCAGCAACUGCAACUACGUUGAGAAUUGCGGCACUUCGCUUGACGAGUGAUAUCUCCAAGAAUCACUCUUCAGCUGUGUUGCAACCCCACCUUUCCAAGAUUGUUGCUGGCGUGGUCGCUGUUGCUCAUGAUCGCUUCUACAAGAUAUCUGGCGAGGCUAUUCAGACCGCCGAGGAGAUGAUCAAGGCAAUCACCCCUCCUCGCUCUCGCAUGACUGCUCAAAAGUUUCAAGGCGAACUCCAGAAACUCUACGAUGUCGUCAUCGGCCGCGCAACGGCCACUGAUGCUGAUGCAGAGGUCCGACAGAAGGCGAUCCAUGCUCUCGGUACACUCUUGGCUCGGACAACGGGAGCGGAGGGAUCAUCGCUUCUCCCAGACGACAAGCGCAAGGCAGCUCUCGCCUGCCUCCUGGAGAGACUCAAGAACGAAACAACUAGGCUGGCUGCUGUGCGCGCCAUCGAUACUGCUGCUGCAAUGUCGGCGGAUGCCGUCCAGUUUGAACCGCAGUGGACCCGCCAGGUCAUCGUCGAGCUGACAUCUCAGUUGCGGAAGUCGAAUCGCGCGUUGAGAGGGUCAAGCGUCAUGGCGCUGAAGCACCUCGUCUUGUCACCCGCCACUAAAGGCACGCUGGAUGAGGAAACUGUGCGGAACGUCGUGGAUGCGUUGAUCCCCGUUAUCAACGUCAACGAUGCGCAGCUGCUCGGCCCUGGCCUUCUUGCACUUGCCCGCCUUACGCAGGAGAUGUCGGGUAUCGUCAUAAACCCACAACUCAUCGGCGCCCUAUGCAUGUUGCUCCAGACAAAUGUUGUCGGUACGGUUCUCGAUUCUUUGUUGGUUCUGGUCACCCAGGCUGGGCAGAUGGGGCAGGGCAAGCCCUUGAUGGCGGCGUUUCUGAAGGAUGUUGGCGUUGGGGGUGAUCCCUCCGUCGUUGGCAAGGUGAUUGGAACGCUCCUUGUUGCCAGCGGUGAUUCAGCCGGAGUCACUCUGGACAGCUUCGUUCGGGAGAUAGGCAACGGAGGAGACCAGGCAAGGAGCAGCCUCGCACUGGCUGUCAUUGGCGAGGCUGGACUGCGCCUCGGCAGCAGGUUCCCAAUCCCGCCGACAUUAUUCUUGGAGCAAUUUACCAAUGAGUACGACAAGGUGUCGCUCGCGGCAGCUGUUGCCCUUGGUAGAGCUGGAGCUGGUAACGUCUCGGUUUACCUGCCCGUUAUCCUGCAAUCGAUGAAACAGAGGGGCGGUACGCAAUACCUGCUCUUGCAGUCGAUCAAGGAGAUCCUCCAGCAGGUUGCCCUCUCUUCCACUGAGAUUGGCCAAUAUUCCACCUCGAUCUGGGAGCAAAUACUUGCUGCUAGCGAUACUGAGGACAACAAGGCAGUGUGCGCUGAAUGCGUCGGACGCAUGGCCAUCAUUGACCCGAAGACGUAUAUGCCUAAGCUAGAGUCCUUGUUCAAACAUGAAUCAGUGGUCCUGAGGGCCAUCGCUGUCCAGGCUCUCCGAUACACUCUCCCAGACGACAACGAAUCGUUUGAUGCGUUCCUCAAAAACUCCCUUGUCGAUAUGCUUAAGACUUCUCUUGGCGACACCGAGAUGGAGAUUCGUCGCCAUGCCAUGUCCACGCUGACCUCAGCGGCACACAACAAGCCUGAGUUGAUCCUGACGCACCUCAACCAGCUGAUGCCGUUCGUUAUGAACGAAACGGUGAUCAAGCCGGAGCUCAUCCGUGAGGUGCAAAUGGGUCCCUUCAAGCACAUCAUCGACGACGGCUUGGAAGUGCGAAAGGCGGCGUACGAAACUCUCUACGCUCUCGUCGAGACUGCCUUCUCUCGCGUCAGCAUCAUUGAACUCUAUGACCGGAUUGUCGCCGGUCUUACCGACGACAACGACAUCCGCGCACUCUGUAACCUCAUGGUGUCGAAGCUCGUCCAUCUUGACGCCGACGAGACGGUCCGCCGGCUCGACUCGAUCGCUGUCGGCUUCCGGAAGACGCUGUCUCACAAGCUCAAGGACAACGCGGUCAAGCAGGAGAUCGAGAGGCAAGACGAGGCCAAUAAGGCGGUCCUGCGUCUUACGCUCCUUCUGGGAGACAAGCUCAACAAGACUGCGCUCAACACGAGCGGUGCCCAAGCUGCGAGCGGUGCGACCGGGUCAAAUCAGGUCUGGACCAGCUAUUGGGAGUGGGUCAACAGGGACUUUGCGGGCCAGCUCAAGGUCAUCCGGGACGAGAGUCGGGCUGCCAAUCCCGCCGAUGACUGAGGGAUACUUCAGGCGGGCUGGCGCUGCCACAAUGGUUCCGAGUUCGGAUUCGGAACACAUUCCCAAGCAUGUGGUAUUGAGAGGAUGAAUGGGGCUAUUAGUUGGCUUACUCGAGAUUCGCCACGGUUCACGCUAUAUGAUGAGAAACUGUGAGGGUUGCGGUUAGUUCAGCAGUCACGAAAUAGGCGUUUUGGUUGGAUGCGACGAACGAAGGCCUUCAUCGAUGAAGUUAUGAAUUGAUAGCGUAUCUGUAAGCUCGGCGUCUUCAUGAACA
Messenger RNA from Chaetomium fimeti, 4635 nucleotides. Its product is annotated as armadillo-type protein. Gene Ontology annotation, cellular component: nucleus. Gene Ontology annotation, biological process: protein ubiquitination; SCF complex assembly. The record is from RefSeq and is a predicted model, not a curated record. Bases 303 to 4361 code for a protein of 1352 amino acids. Lineage: Eukaryota; Fungi; Ascomycota; Sordariomycetes; Sordariales; Chaetomiaceae. The transcript is spliced from 5 exons.